AUGUCACGGAAUAAUGAAGAUUUUGAACUCAUUAAGCACACUGAAGAUCAUGAAAUAGAUGAUCAUGAUGAUGAUAAUAAUGAGAAGGAUGAUGGCCUUAAUGUUGAUGAUUACAACUUUCCGCUGCCACCCAGUACGACGAUAUUACCGUUGAACUUGGGGAAAAAGGAUACGAGCUUGGCCAGCACUCAUUCCCCUACUAUAUCUCUUGAGACAAAUAGGAGUUCACCCCGGUUUUCCAGAACUCCAACUAGGGCAAAGAGACCUCGUCAGACACUCAAAACAUUUGAGGAUUUGAGAGGGUACAAUCAAAAUAGGUCUCAGGCGCAAGCUAGAGUUGAUCCCCCCGAACAACCACGAACCCUGUUCAGAGAUCUCGAUGCUGAAGGGAAUGUAGUCUAUGAUAGCCCUAGUUCCCCAAGUGAACAUAUUUCAAAGGAUUCAUGGAGCUCUAUCCUUAGACCAGGAGGUCAUGAGAGCCAUGAUGAGUUUAACAGUAAUAUAUUUCAGCAUAGCAGCCCUCGUCAGGAAAAUAGGUAUCAAGAUAUCAGUAGGCAGACUAGCCCUGAGCCCGAGUCUAUGAAUGAACCAGGAGUCUCUCAUGUAAAUGAGAACAGCCCAUUUCGUCACAUUCCAGACUGUAAUGCCAGCCAGGACGUCAAUGCCGAGUCUCAGCAUAAAUCGAAUGAUUUAAAAUGUGUGAGACAGGAAACAAUGCGUCCAACAGAGUAUCCGGAACUGGUCGCACGUGAUACUGCUGGCAACAAUUUAUCUGAAUCGCAUUCCAGUUUUUCGGAAAUACUUCCAACGCAGACGUAUGAGAAUCUACCACCUAGAAGGCAAGGAGAACUACAACUAGUUCCAGUUAGAGGAUUUAAUAUUAUGAAGACGAAUUCUCAACUGUUAGCUGAAGCCCGUAUUGGAAUGGGAAACUCAUUGAACGAUACCAAUCAACCACCAGUCUCCACUCCUAGGCCAAUUAGAACCAGCAGCUUUUCAUCGUAUUAUAAUUAUUUGAUAGAUUUCUCGAAAUCCUUCACAGUUCCUUCAAAAGCCGAGGAGCUUAACCACGUUCACAAUACCGCUGGGAGUAGUUCUAUACCUAACAAUGUUUCCGGUGCACUUCUUGCGGAUGUUAGCUCCCCUUACUCACCUGAAUCCAGACCAGGAGAGGAAGAAAAUCUGGUUCCUAAAAAUUUGAUUGAUAAUGACCAGGCACAAGAACCCGAAGAACUAGAAAGAGACCAAAAGCCACAAAUUCCUGAAAAAGCGCACUUGAAUCCAUUUUCAAACAAACCCAGUGUUUUGUUCGAGAAUGACGACAGCACCUGUCAAAUUACUGCCGUACCGAGAAGCUUAACUGGUCCGGGAAAUAGCUUGGGAUACCCUCCACCCAUGUGGGCGGGAUCUAAAGGAUAUACCAGCAAGCCACGGGUCAGCGACGCUACACAGGACGCUAGCACUCCGGCAAGCUUUGGUUCCACGUCUAGUGAGGGAACCCCACCAACCCCCAAUCCACCUUCAUCACCUGCGUCGACCUCAAGAGUCUCAUCACCAGACCUUUCUAUCGAACACGAUAACCUCAGUAAAACAGAAACAGUGGCUAGGGCUAGCAAAAGGAGCUUUAAGGGUUGGAGGAUGAGAUUGACGGAGAUUCGGGGUAAAAUCUCGCGCGGGACUGUGUGGUCAUCUCUUAGGGGCAAAGAUGGGCCGAAGUCAUCCCCGGACCCAGAACCCACCACCACCAAGACUGCACCAGCAAAGAGAACCAAAAGGCUGAUCAAAAAGACCAGUCACAUGAGGAGGAAUCCUCAUGCCAACUCUGCAAGUGCUGACCACUUGGAUGGGGAAGCCCUUGUGAACAAUGCCCCAAAGAAUGACGCACGAGAGGAAAAAGAGACUCCCGCUGCCGAAUCCUUGGGUGAUGGUGCCAAACGCAGUACUGGCGAUACCGCGUUGGGAGACAAAAUCUCGAUGGGGAGCCCCGAUCUCCAUCCUUCCCAGCCUGUCGAGCCAGAUACAAUUGAAGUUGUAUCAUCAACCCCACCGAGCGGUAGAAUCUCAGGAUUCUGCAGUAAAACUCUGACAGCCUUGAGUAGGAUCUGGAACGUUGGCAUCGAGCCAACGUUCGGUAAGCUCAAGCUCAAGGUUGUUCUAGCCAGGGUAACGCCCCAGCCAGUCUACAUGAGGGGUGCCCGAGAGACUCCGACCCUAACUGAGAGGGUCAAGUACAAAAUGGGGCUGGGCGGUAGAAGCAGAAGAGAGGUGCCCGAUGGCGGUGAAAAUCCCGAAGGGGUCGAAACGACCCCAGAAGCCAACCUCCCGGAGUAUUCCCCAAGCAUUGCGAGCAUUAGGCUUCCCUCCAUUUACAAUCCGAGAAAUUCGGACGAAGUCGAAACGAGGCAGUUGGUCGAUCCGGUGAAGGAGACAAUUGCAGCAAGAGGCUCCAAGGGGUUGUGGUCAUCAACUGAUGCUUCAACCCCCAAGCAAUUAACUCGGGAGAGCCUUCGGGGGGUUUUGGCCAAGUCCGGCAAUAGAGGGGUGAAACGAUCCGAUUGA
Messenger RNA from Morchella importuna, 2559 nucleotides. RefSeq lists its product as uncharacterized. Lineage: Eukaryota; Fungi; Ascomycota; Pezizomycetes; Pezizales; Morchellaceae. The record is from RefSeq and is a predicted model, not a curated record. The transcript is spliced from 5 exons. Bases 1 to 2559 code for a protein of 852 amino acids.